Molecule: messenger RNA, 1287 nt
Organism: Penicillium olsonii
Lineage: Eukaryota; Fungi; Ascomycota; Eurotiomycetes; Eurotiales; Aspergillaceae
Source: the annotation of a GenBank genome assembly
AUGACCAACUGGCCCGAUGUCCACAUCAAGGCCGCCCCAGGCGUUCCCUUCCACACCCCGGCCCAAAGCCCACCCGCCGGCACUGCGCGCAACCCCCAAACAUCCGGGAAGCCCAUUCCCAAGCUCUUUCAACCUUUGACGGUCCGAGGCAUGAAUUUCCAAAACCGUCUCGGUCUCGCCCCCAUGUGUCAAUACAGUGCCCCUCCAGAAGGCGCCACAGCAGGCCAAAUGACCCCAUGGCACCAAGCUCAUUAUGGAUCAAUUGCGCAGCGCGGACCGGGUUUAAUGAUUAUUGAAGCCACCGGUGUCCUCCCCGAAGGCCGAAUCACCCCUGGCUGUCUCGGAUUGUGGAACGAUUCGCAGAUCGCCCCACUCAAGGCGGUUGUUGACUUCGCACACAGCCAAGGACAGAAAAUUGGAAUUCAGCUCGCCCACGCCGGCCGCAAAGCGUCCACGCUUCCGCCCUGGAUGGGCGGAGCCACUGCUACCAAUGCUGUUGGUGGAUGGGUGGAUAACGUCAAGGCCCCGAGCGCUAUUCCUUUCUCCCCGAAUGAUAUUGUGCCGAAGGCCAUGACUGCGCAGGAUAUCGAGGAAUUGAAGUUGGCCUGGGAAUCUGCCACCAAGCGCGCUGUGAGUGCCGGCGUUGACUUCAUCGAGAUCCAUGCUGCGCACGGCUAUCUGCUUUCCUCAUUCCUGAGUGCGUCUUCCAACAACCGCACCGACCAGUAUGGCGGUAGCUUCGAAAACCGUACUCGUCUCCCACUCGAGGUUGCGCAGUUGACUCGCGAUACUGUCGGUCCUAACAUGCCCGUCUUCAUUCGUGUCUCUGGCACAGAUUGGCUUGAAAACAGCAUGCCCGGCGAGCAAGGCUGGAAGCUGAACGAUACUGUCGACUUUGCUCGCCUUCUUGCUGAGCAAGGCGCCAUCGAUCUGAUCGAUAUUAGCUCCGGUGGUGUUCAUGUAGCACAGAAGAUCACAAGUGGGCCAGCUUUCCAGGUCCCUCUUGCUGCGGCUGUAAAGAAGGCCGUUGGAGAUCGGAUGCUGGUUGCGGCCGUUGGUAUGAUCAACCAUGGUGACCUUGCUGACAAGAUCCUGCAGGAGGAUAACUUGGAUGUGAUUCUCGUGGGACGGGCAUUCCAACGAGACCCCGGUCUUGCGUGGGCCUUUGCUAAGGAUCUGGACGUGGAGAUCGCGAUGGCCGGUCAGAUUCGGUGGGGCUUCACUAGCUUCCGGAAUGCGUCCGAGUAUAUUCAGCCUAACUCGAUGAAGGCUAGCAUCUUUGACUGA